AUGGACAGCGAUGAGGAGAUGAAGAAAGCCAAGAUGGCUGCGGCAGAGAUUUCCUUUUAUCUUCAGAGUGACUUUGAUGAUGAUACUUGCACGCUGGCAAGUCUCCAAUCGGAUAUCAGUAAGAUGUCACUGAAGAGUGCCCAACAACCGAGAGCCCAAAAACCUGGUGCCUUUUGGACUACCUAUCACGGGGAGCAAGAAGCUUCCUCCUCUCACCACAAUAUUCCGGAGGAAACCAAGGAAGAGAAUGAUGACUAUGACACUACACCUCCCAGAGGUUCUCGAUUGUCCGCGCCUCAGCCAGCCGAUCAAGACAACUUUACCAGCCGAAGGCGGCAAACGAUUACCGAAGCCAGAAAAACGUGUCAACGGGUGGAACAGCUAUUGGAAGCCGCCUCGGAUGCUUUGGAGGGUACCAACCAGAGCAACAAUGCUCAAGCAAUGCCAGCAGGCUCCGCACACUCCACGGCUUCUGGACCCAGCACACCCCCCAGUACCAAUCUCUAUCAAGGGUUUGCGGCUGCUUCUGCUGCUGCAUCACCUGCAGCAGUCUCUCCCAGAAAAUCAUCCAAGGAUGAAUCAAUAUCAAACAAGGAAGCCAAAUCUUCUUCUCCAGUAUCUCCUCCUCGAACCAUGAUGUUGAGCAAGGCACCCGCCCCAAGAAUAAUUUCUACCCGAACGCUCAUGAGAGCUGCUGCUGCUAACAGUUCGAUUCCUUCUACCAGAACCCUUUUGAGCAAGGAAGAUCAGCAACAACGAAGGCCAGCCGAAGCAAAGGUGAUUGAAACCCUUGCGGCACCGAGGCAAUUCAACUCGUUUGUGUCGGAAUCUUCGGCAGGAUCGAGUACGAUUGCGGCAGCACUGCCAACCGUACCCGUCCAACGGAAUGUACCAGUCAAUCGACCCAUUGUUCCAACUACUCCUGGUGCCUUUUCGAUUCCAGGAAGAAAUGCUCCACCUACGGCUACAGUCCUUCAUGUGGAAGAGAUUGAUCCAGAAGUGGAAGAAAAUGAGGAAGAAGAUGACGAUGAUGAAUGGAAUGAAUUGGAUCGAAUAUUAGAUGUCGAUGAGGAAGAAUGGAAUCGUUUGGACAAGCCCAACGAGUUGAAGAAUCAAGUUGUGGAAGCCAACCUUGUGGUGGCUGCCCGUUUGGCUGCCGAUGAUGAAGACUCCAUCCAUGCUCAAGUUCGAAAGAGUAUCCUAGAAAAGACCCCAAGAGCUGCUGUCGUUCACGUAGAACACGGUGGCGAAGCACAAAAGAUGGAGGAUCCGAUUCGAGAGGCCAUGCGAAGGGCCGAACUCGAACGCUACAAGCCUCGAGGUGUCAAGGAAAAGCUAUUUGGAGAUGGCAAGACGGCCAUGCUCGAUAUUGGUACAGCUCCGGAUGACUACAUUCGCAAGCGUGUUACAAUGCCAUUCACGGUCAAGCAGAAUGAAACUACCGGAAACUGGGUCUGUUCGGUCCAAACAAACCAAAAGGCAUGGGAAAAGUGCCAACGAGGAGACAACUCGGCCAGUGCCAAUCUUGAUUUGAUGCGAUCGGUCAAGACCUUUUCGGCAUCUACCGAAAAGGCUGCGCUCGAAGCUGGUUAUGCCAUGGCACCACCAGUCAUGGAAUCCUUUGAUGAGAACCCCAUUUGUUGCCUGUGCAAGACCAAGUUUGCAGUCUUUCGCCGACCACACCACUGCAAGAACUGCGGAGUCGUUGUCUGCUCUUCGUGUGCCUGCAGCUGGUCCAGUCGGCGAGUACCAUCUACCUACAAUACGGCCAAGAAGGAAAAGGUUAUUGUCUGUCAAGCAUGCGACUGGUUGGGGGACAAUUUCCAAAAGGCAGUCAUGAAUGGUGAUUUGCCACGGGCUCAGGCUUUGCACAAGACUGGAAAUGUCAAUCUGAGGCAUCCGUAUGGCGCGUGGACCAAGGGAGGAAAAGAAGUAUUCAAUCCCAUUCAUAUGAGCAUUCUUGGAGGCAAUCUAGACCUUGUUCGAUGGCUGAUUGAAGAAAAGUGCUGUCCACUGAGACGCCGAGACAAAGCCAAGUCUCUUUUGUGCACUUCCAAGGGCCGAUCACCAAUUCGAUUGGCACUCACCCUGGAAAAUCCAGAAAUCCUGAGGUUCCUGGUAUCGGAGCAAGGCAUGUCACUCGAAGCGGAAGAUUUUCGUGGGGACUACAAACAGUUGUUGGUCCACCUCACAACCUUGCUACACACUGUGCCCGGGCCCAUGCUGAGGCCAAAAGAAGAGUCUUCUGACAGAUCCAUUUCGAUCGACCUGGACCACUUGAAUGCUAGCCUCCCACAAUUUGAACGGGCUGCAACUACUGAGGAAAGGACCAUCAAGAAGAAAGAAGCUGAGUUCCGACGAGGAUCAUUUUGA
Molecule: messenger RNA, 2373 nt
Organism: Cylindrotheca closterium
Lineage: Eukaryota; Bacillariophyta; Bacillariophyceae; Bacillariales; Bacillariaceae
Source: the annotation of a GenBank genome assembly